Molecule: messenger RNA, 468 nt
Organism: Nicotiana tabacum (common tobacco)
Lineage: Eukaryota; Viridiplantae; Streptophyta; Magnoliopsida; Solanales; Solanaceae
Molecular function (GO): zinc ion binding
Source: RefSeq, a predicted model, not a curated record
AUGGAGGUGGUGCCAUCGACUGAAUAUUUGCAUACGGUGAACGAUGAAGGAAGGCAUUACACAGUAAGCCUUUUAGAGAAAAAAUGCAGUUGUGGGCGGUUCCAAAUCGACGAAUUACCAUGCCCACACGCUUGGGCUAUCCUAAAGAGAAAGUUUCUAAUGCCAGAAGAUUUUUGCUCUGAUUAUUACAAACCAAAGUUUGUUGUAAUGACAUAUGAGGUGCUCGUGUAUCCUUUGCCGGACCGGAAAGAAUGGAAUAUACCAGCACAUGUAGCAGAUGAAGUUGUAUUACCACCCAAAUGGAAAAGACCUCCUGGAAGACCAAAGAAGAAGCGUAUAAGCCCUUCAUUGAAUUGCUGCAGAAGAAAAAUCAACAUUCGUGUAGCAUAUGUGGACUGGAAUGACAUAAUAAGCGUACUUGUAGAAAUGCUCCACGUUGAAAUUAGUUCACAAUCUGACUUGUAUUAA